Messenger RNA from Magnolia sinica, 1170 nucleotides. Its product is annotated as disease resistance protein RPS2-like. The record is from RefSeq and is a predicted model, not a curated record. Bases 1 to 1170 code for a protein of 389 amino acids. Gene Ontology annotation, biological process: defense response to other organism. The transcript has a single exon. Lineage: Eukaryota; Viridiplantae; Streptophyta; Magnoliopsida; Magnoliales; Magnoliaceae. Gene Ontology annotation, molecular function: protein binding.
AUGCUUUUGCGCUUGAAAUUCAGUUAUGAUAAUCUUGGUGGCGACAUGAUUAAAUCGUGUUUCCUGUACUGCGCACUGUUUCCAGAGGACUAUUCCAUUGGCAAAGAAAAACUUAUAGAUUACUGGAUAGGCGAAGGAUUCUUAGAUGGGUGGAAUGAUGAUCUUGAUACAGCCCAUAACAAGGGACAUGAUAUCAUUGGAAGAUUAAAGGCUGCAUUCUUGUUGGAGACUGGUUCUGAUGAAGAAAGAGAGGUAAAGUUGCAUGAUGUGAUACGUGAUCUGGCGUUAUGGAUAGCUUCUGAGUGCGGGAAGAAUAAGAAGAGGUUUUUGGUGAGAGCUGGCGUGGGACUGAGGCAUGCACCAGAGGUUGAAAGGUGGAAGGAGGCUGAGAGGAUAUCUCUAAUGAAUAAUGACAUAAAAGAAGUAACAGAGACACCUCAAUGCCCCGACCUCUUAACCUUGAUGCUCCAAUGGAAUCGGGAUUUUGGAAAGGUCCACACUGAUUUUUUUCAGUUCAUGCCUCUUCUCAGGGUCUUGGAUCUGUCAGGUAAUUCAUUUUUAAAGGAGCUUCCUGCAGGGAUCGGUAACUUGGCAGAGCUACGAUAUCUCAAUCUAUUAAACACGAAGAUCACAACAUUGCCUGAAGAGAUAGGAAAUCUCGUAAAGCUGAAGCACUUGGACUUGGAGUUGACAACUCGUUUGCACACAAUUCCUCAAGGGGCAAUCUCCAGGCUUUCUGAAUUAAGAGUAAUGAACCUAUAUUAUAGUUAUUCAAAGUGGGAAGAAGGGAGUGAGGGAUUAAAUAUGAAUGAGUUGGAAGGCUUGGAACGUUUAAUCCAUCUUGAUCUCACCUUAUCAACUGUGCAUGCUCUUAAAAGGUUGCUCUGCUCUAGCAACCUGCGGAAGGUGACUCGGUAUGCAAUUCUGAACAGAUGUGAGGAUCUGACUAUCUCCAAUCAACUAUCAUUCCUUUUUACUGCAAUGAAAAGUCUUCAAGGGCUUAAUUUUAAUCGCUGCAAUGGGUUGGUGGAGGUGAUGAUUAGUGUGGAUGCGAAGAAGGACGAUGAUUAUCCUGUUUCGAGCCUAGAAUGGCUAGUCCUUUGGCAACUCCCCCCACUUAAAUUGCAUUCGGGUGGGCCGCAGAUGCUUCAGAAACCUUUCACACCAUAA